AUGGGAUGUAAGUGCUCAAGGCCAAGGGAAUUGGAUUCCCCUACUCUGAAGCGCCAAUCCGAUAGUGCAGAAACCACCGAUCGUAUGUCUUUUGAUUCCGACAUCAAGCUUAAACCGAGUAUGUAUAUUGGAAACAUAAAGGAUGAGUUUAAAAACCUGUUUACGGUCUGUAGAAAACUAGGAUCAGGAGCAUACGGCACCGUAUUCCUGUGCAAGAAAACAAAUGGUACCAAAGAGUACGCUGUAAAGGUCAUAAAUAAACUAAAAUCACCGUCAAGUCAUGACUCUAGCAGACUUUUGAGAGAAGUUAAGUAUCUGAAGGAACUAGACCACCCAAACAUUGCAAAGUUAUAUGACGUCUAUGAAGAUUCGGUGGCAUAUUAUAUAGUUAUGGAGCCCUGUUAUGGAGGAGAACUGUUUGAUGAGAUUAUUAAGAGACAACGUAUCAAUGAAUACGAGUCGGCCUGCCUAAUUAAGCAAGUUCUGUCUGGAGUUUGUUACCUUCACAAAAAUAAUAUUGUUCACCGAGACCUCAAGCCUGAAAACCUUUUGCUUGAAAAACCAGGCUCUGUAGAUAGGAUUAAAAUAGUAGAUUUUGGACUUUCUGCCCAUUUCGGCAACAAUUUUCUCAAGGAAAGGCUGGGAACUGUCUAUUAUAUUGCUCCUGAGGUCCUUAACCGAAAUUACCAUGAAAAGUGUGACGUUUGGUCGUGCGGAAUUAUCCUGUAUAUUCUACUCUGCGGAUAUCCACCAUUUACAUCACCAAUGGAUACUGAAAUUAUAAGGUUGAUCAUUGCAGGCAACUACAGCUACCCCGAUAAGGAAUGGCAUGAUGUGUCUGAUGAAGCCAAAAAUCUCAUUGAUCUCAUGCUUACAUAUAACCCAGAUAAACGAAUAUCAGCAGCUCAGGCACUGAACCACCCAUGGAUCCUAAAGUUUUCAAAAGCCGGAAAGGCCGCACCACCAACCAAGAGCAUGUCCCUAGCACUGAAGAACCUUAAAAUGUUUACAAAAACACAAAAAUUCGAGCAAGCUGUAAUGCUUUUAAUGGCAAACAAGUUCACUAGCAACGACGAGAUCAAUGAACUCUCGAAAUUAUUCUCGGAGCUGGACACUAAUGGGGACGGGACACUUGACCGUAGUGAGUUGAUUGAGGGAUACAGAAGUAUUAAACAGAAUUUACGUGAUGGUUGCUCAAGGAUGAGCGACGAGGAGAUUGAACAGGAGGUGGAUGAAAUUAUUAAGGCAUGUGAUUUGGACCACAGCGGUUCAAUUGACUACUCAGAAUUCAUAACUGGGUGCAUUGACAAACUAACAUUACUCUCUAAGGAGAGACUUAAACUAGCAUUUUCGAUCUUUGACAUUGACGGGUCCGGUAAAAUCAGUAAUUCUGAACUAUCACAGAUUUUGGGAGUUUCAAACGCUCCAAACGUAUUUAACCAAAUUUUAAAAGAAAUUGAUACUAACGAUGACGGAGAAAUCGACUUUGAAGAGUUUGAAAGGAUGCUCGACAAGAUAACAAUUGAAUAG
Molecule: messenger RNA, 1530 nt
Organism: Theileria annulata
Lineage: Eukaryota; Apicomplexa; Aconoidasida; Piroplasmida; Theileriidae
Product: calmodulin-domain protein kinase, putative
Exons: 7
Coding region: 1-1530 (509 amino acids)
Biological process (GO): protein autophosphorylation; peptidyl-serine phosphorylation; intracellular signal transduction
Cellular component (GO): cytoplasm; nucleus
Molecular function (GO): calcium-dependent protein serine/threonine kinase activity; calmodulin binding; calcium/calmodulin-dependent protein kinase activity
Source: RefSeq, a predicted model, not a curated record